CUUGUGCCAGGAAUUAAUAGAACUCAUGCAAGCUAUCCAUCAGUUAACAAAACAGAUUGUUGGAAGAUCCAAUGAGCUCCAUAGAGAAAGUUCACCUUCAUUUCUUGAUGAAGACCCCAUUUCCACAGAGCCUGGACAAUCCAGGCUUUCCUCCAUUUUCUUGGUACAUGGCUGUCAGGAAUCAGGAUAUAAGGUUCUGGUUGUGUUAGAGCUUUCAAAAUGAAGUCUUCAAUGGUUUUGGCAGCCAACUUUCUAGUUUUUCCUAGAUGGAGGGCAGUGGUUUAUUUUUUCAUUAGUUUAUUAAAUUUCUAUGUUAAUCAUGAAUUUGAGUAGAAUUUUUCCCUUUUUGUGCUCUGCUUCAUGUCUCCAGUAUCAGAAUAAGAGACUAACUAAUACUUUUUGAGAAAAUAACACUAAUCUGAUGCAAUAGCAAUCAGUUCUCACUUAUCUAUCUUGUUAUCUUUUUGGCUUAAAUGGAUCUGUUAACUUUCAGCUGAGAUUUUCUUUAGAUGUAACAUAUGCUGCAAUUUCAUAUUGAUGGGGCUGAAGUCACAGUUAUGCUGCCGGACCUUUUGUCUAAUCUUUUAGAUCCUAAUAUGACAGAAGCUGAAGGAAAGGAUUGAGCAAGUGAAAGAGACCAGUGGCACAUGCGGAGUUUUUACAUCAGAGAGUGAAUUUGGUGAAGAAAUGACGGACAUUCGUAAGGACCUUGUUAUCAUUCAUGGUGAGAUGGUACUUCUCAAGAAUUAUAGCGCCCUCAAUUUUGCAGGGUUUGUAAAAAUUUUGAAGAAACGUGACAAGAGAACAGGGGGAUUAUUGCGUCUACCUUUCACUCAAAUUGCACUUCGUCAGCCGUUCUUUACAACAGAAUCUCUCACAAGGUUAGUCCAGGAGUGUGAGGAAAAUCCAGAACUUCUCAUCCCAUUUGAAACAGAAGUCGUUGAAUCCACUUCUGCUGCACAAGGCGAGUCAAACUCACCAUUGAAUAAAGAUACAAAUAUUUCUCUGGGUGCUUAAUCAACUCUUGGAGAGGAAAGCAUGGAUGUAUAUCGUGGUACUCUUGCUGCAAUGAAAGCAAUACGAGGCCUUCAGAAAGCAAGUUCCACGUGUAAUCUAUUUUCUUGCUCUUCUCUCCUUAGGAGGCAUGAUGAUGAUAGUAAUGGCACUGUAACAGCAAAAAACUCAGCUACAAACUCUUUAGCAACUCUGCAAAAUGACAAGGAAGAUGCCCAGUCUGUGAGCAAAACCACUUGAAUCUUUUCCUUAGUGCUUAAAUUUUGGUGUGAUUUUUCUUCUAAAUCUAAUAGGUAAAAGCUUCCAACUAUAAUGUACAUGAAGCUGUGUUGGCGGUCAUGUGAGCAGAAUCAAGAAUUGAGAUUGCUAUUUGGUUAAUGACGUUUACAUUCUCAGUUGUGUCUUACUGUUUUAUCCCAACUUCCCAAGCAACUCA
This is a messenger RNA of Rubroshorea leprosula, 1450 nucleotides long. NCBI's taxonomy places the organism in Eukaryota, Viridiplantae, Streptophyta, Magnoliopsida, Malvales, Dipterocarpaceae. The record is from the annotation of a GenBank genome assembly.